Dama dama (fallow deer) is the source of this 5797-nucleotide messenger RNA. RefSeq names its product EPH receptor B6 (gene EPHB6). NCBI's taxonomy places the organism in Eukaryota, Metazoa, Chordata, Mammalia, Artiodactyla, Cervidae. Gene Ontology annotation, cellular component: neuron projection; plasma membrane. The coding region runs from base 239 to 3262 and encodes 1007 amino acids. The transcript has 17 exons. Gene Ontology annotation, molecular function: ATP binding; protein binding; transmembrane-ephrin receptor activity. The record is from RefSeq and is a predicted model, not a curated record. Gene Ontology annotation, biological process: cell surface receptor protein tyrosine kinase signaling pathway; central nervous system projection neuron axonogenesis; protein phosphorylation.
GACCCUGGCCGCCGAGAGGGGUGGGGGGUCCCCGCGCCCGAGCGGAGACCCGGAAGGCGCCGGGCGAGCGCCCAGAGCCGCGGCUCCAGUGCGGGGCCUCGGGGAGGGCGCAGACCUGCGGAGCCUGCGGCCGGCGCGAAGAAGCAGGCUUGGCUGCAGACUCCAGCCUUGCAAAGCAGCAGCCCCACCUGGGAGCAGGGUGGAGGCAGGGCCAUGGUGGGAGCCCUGAAGAUGCCUCAUGGCUGCUGAGGGGGCUGCCCCGUCAGGGAGCAGAGUGGCGGGCAUGGUCGGCACCCUGUGGGUUUUAGCGCUGGUGUCCUCGGUCCUGGCUCUGGAAGAGGUGUUGCUGGACACCAGUGGAGAGACAUCUGAGAUUGGCUGGCUCACCUACCCACCAGGUGGGUGGGACGAAGUGAGCGUUCUGGACGACCAGCGACGCCUGACUCGGACCUUCGAGGCAUGCCACGUGGCCGGGGCUGCUCCAGGCCCGGGGCAGGACAACUGGCUGCAGACACACUUUGUGGAGCGGCGAGGCGCCCAGCGGGCGCACAUCCGACUGCACUUCUCCGUGCGGGCCUGCUCCAGCCUGGGCGUGGCCGGGGGCACCUGCCGGGAGACCUUCACGCUUUACUACCGCCAGGCUGAGGAGCCCGACGGCCCCGACAGCAUCUCCUCCUGGCACCUCAAACGCUGGACCAAGGUGGACACGAUCGCGGCGGAUGAGAGUUUUCCCGCCUCCUCGGCCUGGGCAGUGGGCCCCCCGCGGACCGGGCAGCGGGCGGGGCUGCAGCUGAAUGUCAAGGAGCGGAGCUUCGGGCCCUUGACCCAGCGCGGCUUCUACGUGGCCUUCCAGGACACCGGGGCCUGCCUGGCUCUCGUGGCGGUCAAGCUCUUCUCCUACGCCUGCCCCUCAGUGCUUCGCGCCUUCGCUUCCUUUCCCGAGACGCAGGCCAGCGGGGCCGGGGGGGCCUCCCUGGUGGCGGCCGUGGGCACCUGUGUGGCGCACGCAGAGCCGGAGGAGGAUGGAGCGGGGGGCCAGGCAGCAGGCAGCGCCCCCAGGCUGCACUGCAACGGGGAGGGCAAGUGGAUGGUUGCCGUCGGGGGCUGCCGCUGCCAGCCGGGGCACCAGCCUGCGCGGGGAGACAAGGCCUGCCAAGCCUGCCCUCGGGGGUCCUACAAAGCCUUGGCUGGGAAUGGCCCCUGCUCACCAUGCCCUGCCCGCAGCCACGCCCCGGAUCCUGCGGCCCCUGUGUGCCCCUGCCUGGAAGGCUUCUUCCGGGCCAGUUCAGACCCCCCAGAAGCCCCCUGCACUGGCCCCCCGUCAGCCCCCCAGGAGCUGUGGUUCGAGGUGCAGGGCUCCACCCUCAUGCUGCACUGGCGCCUGCCUCGGGAGCUGGGGGGCCGUGGGGACCUACUCUUCAACGUCGUGUGCAAGGAGUGCGGAGGGCCCGGGGGCCAGGGCCCUUGUCGCCGCUGUAGGGACGAGGUGCAUUUCGACCCCCGCCAGAGGGGCCUGACUGAGAGCCGUGUGCUCAUCGGGGGGCUGCGGCCACACGUACCCUACAUCCUGGAGGUGCAGGCUGUCAACGGGGUGUCAGAGCUCAGCCCCGACCCUCCCCAGGCUGCAGCCAUCAAUGUAAGCACCAGCCACGCAGUUCCCUCCGCAGUCCCUGCCAUGCACCAGGUGAGUCGCGCCUCCAACAGCAUCACCGUGUCCUGGCCACAGCCUGACCAGACCAACGGGAACAUCCUGGACUAUCAGCUCCGCUACUAUGACCAGGCAGAAGAUGAAUCCCACUCCUUCACCCUGACCAGCGAGACCAACACAGCCACCGUGACCAAGUUAAGCCCUGGCCACAUCUAUGGCUUCCAGGUGCGGGCGCGGACAGCCGCGGGCCACGGCCCCUACGGGGGCAAGGUCUACUUCCAGACGCUGCCUCAAGGUGAGCUGUCCGCUCAGCUUCCUGAGAGGCUCUCCUUGGUGGUUGGGUCCAUCCUGGGGGCACUGGCCUUCCUUCUGCUGGCGGCCAUCACUGUGCUGGCUCUUGUCUUCCAGAGGAAGCGGCGUGGAACCGGCUACAUGGAGCAACUGCAGCAAUACAGCAGCCCAGGGCUCGGGGUAAAGUACUACAUCGACCCCUCCACCUACGAGGACCCCUGCCAGGCCAUCCGAGAAUUCGCCCGGGAGGUUGACCCCACGUACAUCAAGAUCGAGGAGGUCAUUGGGGCAGGCUCCUUCGGAGAGGUGCGCCGGGGCCGCCUGCAGCCCCGGGGACGGCGGGAGCAGGCCGUGGCCAUCCAGGCCCUGUGGACCGGAGGCACCGAGAGUUUGCAGAUGGCCUUUCUCGGGCAGGCUGCCAUGCUGGGCCAGUUUCAGCACCCCAACAUCCUGCGGCUGGAGGGCGUGGUCACCAGGAGCCGGCCCUUCAUGGUGCUGACGGAACUCAUGGAGCUGGGCCCCCUGGACAGCUUCCUGAGGCAGCGGGAGGGCCAGUUCAGCAGCCUGCAGCUGGUGGCCAUGCAGCGGGGGGUGGCCGCUGCCAUGCAGUACCUGUCCAGCUUCGCCUUCGUGCACCGCGCGCUCUCCGCCCACAGCGUGCUGGUCAACAGCCACCUGGUUUGCAAAGUGGCUCGUCUCGGCCACAGCCCUCAGGGCCCAAGUUGUAUGCUUCGCUGGGCGGCCCCAGAGGUCAUCGCACACGGGAAACAUACAACAUCUAGUGAUGUCUGGAGCUUUGGGAUAGUGAUGUGGGAAGUGAUGAGUUAUGGAGAGCGGCCCUACUGGGACAUGAGUGACCAGGAGGUGCUCAAUGCAAUAGAGCAGGAAUUCCGGCUGCCCCCACCUCCAGGCUGUCCUCCUGGACUGCACCUGCUUAUGCUGGACACUUGGCAGAAGGAUCGUACCCAGCGACCUCACUUUGACCAGCUGGUGGCCGCAUUUGACAAGAUGAUCCGCAAGCCAGACACUCUGCAGGCUGGCGGGAGCCCCGGGGACAGACCCUCCCAGGCCCUGCUGAAUCCCGUGGCCCUGGACUUUCCGUCUCUGGACUCCCCGCAGGCCUGGCUCUCGGCCAUCGGCCUGGAGUGCUACCGGGACAACUUUUCCCAGUCUGGCCUCUGCACCUUUGGUGACGUGGCUCAGCUCAGCCUGGAAGACCUGCCCGCCCUGGGGGUCACCCUGGCUGGCCACCAGAAGAAGCUGUUACACCACAUUCAGCUCCUGCAGCAGCACUUGAGGCCGCCGGGCCCCGUGGAGGUCUGAGGUCUGGGCGGGAAGCUACGACGUGAGGAUGCCUGUAACCAAGUCCUGGAUGAGGGUCCCAGGGGGGCCAAGGGAGAUAUGAACCCGGCUCCACGCCCACCAGCCACACACUAAACCCAACCCUUGGGACACCUCCCUCCCCGGUCCUCCCCUGCCUUCCCCGCAUUAAAGGGAAAGAAGGGAUUUUGCACGUCGGAGUAGUGGUGAGGCCCUGUGGUCUUCAUGGAAGGGGCGGGAGACCCCACCACAGAGAAGGCUGUAGGAGGACAGGAGGAGUGAACGGGAAGUGGCUUUAUUGGAAGGUGGGAGGCGGUGUCACACCCCAUCCCCUCCCAGCGGUACCCAUCUGCUCAGCACACCUCCCCAAACCUCUGCAGCCGUCUGCGGCUGUGACCCUGGAUGGAGGCUGGUGCCCGAGGUGGCACCCCAGCCUUUUGUAAAGUGCUUUGUUCAGACAGGGCAGUAAGGCCGGGGAGGGCGAAGCUGGGUGCCUAUUUGCGCUGGGCCCUGUGCUUGGGGCGAGGCGUGAGCCUGCUCCUCGGUUUCCCUGUAUUCUGUUCUACGCCCCUGCCCUGACCUGGCAGGUGAGAGAUCUGGACUUUGGUGGGAGGCUGGAGGAGGGAGGCGGGAGGUGAGCUCAGAUCUGGUACUCCCAGCCUUCCCCGUCCUCCAGAGCCUUGUUGACCACCCCCCGCAGCUCUGACUUCAGGGUCCCUUGCCGUAGCCUCUCCCAGUUGAUGCUGCUGCGGGAGGUACUUCGAGACACCGAGGGGGUAGGAAGCGACAGGCAGGGGCCCAAGGGGCUUCCCAGCCACAGUCUUUCCAUGUCGUCCUCCAAGCCUGGGUGGCUGAAGGCCUGGGCGUAGCGCCGGACACGCUGCUGGUUGAUAUCCUGUUUCUCUUCCACCCUGUUGGGGGAGGGGGGCGGUACGGAGGAGGUGAUGGAAUGGCUGACCUUGGACCAGCCCUCGUCUCUGGGCCCCAUCCAGCCCUCCUGCAGGUGGUCUUUCUCCUUGUCUGCAGCCUGAGUGGGCACAGUGGAUGCCAGGCUUUGGGAAGCAACAGAGAGCCGGGUCCAGGGUCAACGUGGAUGCUUUCAGGACCCCUCCGGCUCCUGGCAGGUUCCCUUUCCCCAGUGAGACUGGAAGCCCAGGGAGUGCACAGGCCUGCCAGCCCGCCUGCCAACCCAUGCUGUCACUCACCGUAGGAACCAGCGGUCCCCCAGCCCGAACUUGCGCCCGCAGAUCCCUGAGCGAGGCCACAGGCAACGCGGCAGCUUCUUCUCUAGCAUCACAGUGGUGGCUAUAACCUGUGGGGGUGGGGGGUGGUGGGUGGCAGAAGAGGAUGAAACCAGAGACGGGAUGCAGAGGAGAGUGGAGACGGGGUGCACCGGGAGAGUGGAGAGGACUCUGGGCAGAGGGACCACAGUGUAGCAACAGCUGGGAAACAUGGUUUCCCAGAAGGGAGCACACCCCAGAGCAGAGGUUGGUGGCAUCAGCUUCGUCACCCAUUUUCUGCAGGACAGAGUGAUGGGCCUUGAGCCCCACGAUGCUUCACCCAGUGACCUGGCAUCCAGGCCAGGCCAGUCCUGUGGGAGGUGGCGAGACCUCGCUCUAAGGAUCAGGAAGGUGGGCAGAGCAAAGAGCAAGGGUCCUUGGGGCUAUGGAAUAUUUCAACCCUGCAAAUGUAAAGGCUACUUAGAAACACAAACAUCCUACAGAGAAAUUUCCUACCAAUACAUUUGCAUUGGAAAAAUAUUUUCAUGAGCAAACCCUGUGUCGCCAGCUUAGGGUUUUUUUUAACUCCACUUUCUACACAACACAGUUAAAUGCCAUCCAGUUGGAGGGAUUUCCCAUUUACAUUGCUGAAAUUAUUUUUGUUGAGAUAAAUUCUUUUGUAAGUACAUUUUUAAAUGAUGAUUUGAUCCAGUUAAUUCAUGCUUUUGGCCCCAUCACAAUUAUCUGACUGAAGAUAGUUUCUGUGACUAUAGGGAGUUUGUGUGGCAUUAUUUUUAACACGUCCAGUUUUUCUGGGUCAAAUUUUGCAGAUUUAAAUAUUGCCCAAAAGUUGAUACUUCAGUUUUUAUUUAGUAACAACAUUUCAUGAAUGCAGUUGUAGCUACUGUGUGUGUGUGUGUGUGUGUGUGCUAAGUCGGUUCGGUCAUGUCCUACUCUUUGCGACCCCAUGGACUAUAUAGCCCUUCAGGCUCUUCUGUCCAUGGGAUGCUCCAGGAAAGAAUACUGGAGUGGGUUGCAUUCCCUCCUCCAGGGGAUCUUCCUGACCCAGAGACCCAACCCUCAUCUCUUAAGUCUCCUGCAUUGGCAGUCAGGUUCUUUACCACUAGCACCACCUGGGAAGCCCACUGUAGCUACUCCUGAGCUUCAUUUCUUACUGAUGAUUCUAGAAAAGACAGAUUUUACUUUUUUGAGAAAACAGGAAUUCUUUUCACCUGUUCCAGGAUUUCUUGAUUGUAUCGCUGAUCCAGUUCUGUACACUUUGCGUCAAUUUUGCCUGUGCAAUAACCCUCCAGAUAUA